Melanotaenia boesemani (Boeseman's rainbowfish) is the source of this 1383-nucleotide messenger RNA. It is a transcript of the gene slc10a4, whose product is annotated as solute carrier family 10 member 4. The record is from RefSeq and is a predicted model, not a curated record. Gene Ontology annotation, cellular component: membrane. The transcript is spliced from 3 exons. The coding region runs from base 1 to 1260 and encodes 419 amino acids. Gene Ontology annotation, biological process: bile acid and bile salt transport. Gene Ontology annotation, molecular function: bile acid:sodium symporter activity. NCBI's taxonomy places the organism in Eukaryota, Metazoa, Chordata, Actinopteri, Atheriniformes, Melanotaeniidae.
AUGGAGAACUCCAGCUUGUUGGGUGGCAGCGCGCACUUCGCUGGCAUAAAGGAUUUUCUUAUCUCUGACACAAUGAAGGAACUUGCGGGUUCUCCUGGGGUGGAUGUGAUGGAUGGAUUAGGAGUCUCCAGCGGGGCCGUGUUCCUUGAAGAAAGGACUGCUGUUGGAGCUGAGUUUAUGGCCGCUCCCCCAACGGAAUCCCCUCACCUGAUGCCUGCUUUCUGGGACUCCCCGCUCAGCCACGGAAUCAAUGUGUUUGUGGGACUGGUCCUUUGCUUCACCAUGUUGGGGUUGGGCUGCACGGUGGAGGUUAGCCAGCUUGGAGAACAUGUCCGCAGACCCAUUGGAGUGCUGUUGGCCCUGGUGUGCCAGUUUGUUAUCAUGCCCUUGGUGGCCUUUCUUCUGGCUUUAGCCUUCUCUCUGAAUGAUGUGGCAGCGAUGGCAGUGCUGCUCUGUGGCUGCUGUCCUGGUGGGAACUUGUCAAAUAUUAUGUCUCUGCUGGUGCACGGAGAGAUGAAUCUCAGCAUCAUCAUGACCAUAUCUUCCACUUUGCUGGCGCUCGUUCUGAUGCCGCUUUGCUUGUGGAUCUACAGUCGAGCCUGGAUCAACACACCUGUGGUCAACCUGCUGCCUUUCGGGGCCAUCGUCCUGACCCUGUGCGGCACUCUUAUUCCCAUUGGAUUAGGAGUUAUGUUGAGGUACCGCUACACGCGUGUGGCCGACAUUGUUUUAAAGGCAUCUCUGUGGUCUCUACUGGUCACCCUCGUGAUGCUGUUCAUCCUGACUGGAGCAAUGCUGGGGCCAGAGUUGCUAUCCACCAUCCCACCCUCUGUCUACGUGGUGGCCAUCCUGAUGCCUCUGUGUGGCUAUGCUGCAGGUUACGGCCUGGCGUUGCUCUUUGAGCUGCCUCCCAACAGCUGCAGGGCGGUCUCCAUGGAAACGGGCUGCCAGAAUGUCCAGCUGUGCACCGCCAUCCUGAAGCUGGCCUUCCCUCCACAGCUGAUGGGAGGGAUGUAUAUGUUUCCCCUUCUGUACGCACUGUUUCAAGCCGCCGAGGCAGGCAUUUUCAUCCUGGCCUACAGGAUGUAUAGGAAGGAAGUCCUGCAUAAACCAGAUCACAUGAUGAGCGCCUAUGAUACGGACAUAACAUACCAGAGGUUUAAUGAUGAGGACUUGGACUUAUCUUAUGGUGUGGUUACAGUGAGUGACCCAAAUGUCAUCACUCUAGACCCUUGUCCUGCUGAUCAAACUCCUGUUUAAUGUCCAGAUAUAUCACUCUGAUUAUUGUAAAAAAAAUAUAUAUAUAAUAAAUUAUAUAUAUAUAAAAGAAUGCGCAGAUAAAUAUUUAUCAUAGAGCCUGAAAAAUGUGCUCAAAGUCAUAAG